Molecule: messenger RNA, 1191 nt
Organism: Rhagoletis zephyria (snowberry fruit fly)
Lineage: Eukaryota; Metazoa; Arthropoda; Insecta; Diptera; Tephritidae
Source: RefSeq, a predicted model, not a curated record
AUGAAGCUGACCAUCACCACUCUGACUGACAUCGUCUUCACCCUUGAGGUGAACGAUGAAAUGGAGCUGGAGAACUUUAAGGCGCUCUGCUCACUGGAGGCCAACAUUGCGGCAGAGCAGAUGGCCGUCUUCUUCAAUGGCAAUAUUCUGACGGACACGAAAAAGACGCUAGCCGCCUAUGGCAUCCACGAUGGCGACAUGCUGCUCGUGCAAAAACUGCCCGGCCCCGCCGGCGGCGGCGGUGGUGCACAGCAGUCCGCAGCGGGUGCUCAUCAAGGCAUGGGCGUUCCAAAUGUACCUCCAAACUUGGCCGAACUGGCAAACAGCAUGCGGGGGCAGGCAUUUCGCGACGAGGUGACGCCCAUCUUCGAGGCACUUCGCACCAACCCCGAACGACUGGCCUCCCUGCGCGUCAACAAUCCUCGCCUGGCGGACGCCUACGACAAGGGCCUGGAGGAGUUCAUCAGCCUGCUCAGUGAGCAGAACGAGGCGCGCAUUCAGGCGGAGCAGCGGCGAAUCCGUAUGAUGAUGGCGGAUCCGUUUGACUCUGAGGCGCAGCACAUGAUUGCCGAGGAGAUUCGCCAGCAGCAGAUUGAGUCGAACAUGGAGAACGCGAUGGAGUACCUGCCGGAGAGCUUCGGCGAGGUGACGAUGCUCUACAUCAACUGCAAGGUGAACGGCAACCCCAUCAAGGCCUUCGUUGACUCGGGCGCCCAGUCGACGAUCAUGAGCAAGGCGUGCGCCGAGCGGUGCAACAUUCUCCGCCUGAUUGACAAGCGUUUCCAGGGCAUCGCCCGGGGCGUCGGCACGCAGAAGAUUCUCGGGCGCAUUCACCUGGUGCAGCUGGAGAUUAACGGCAUCUUCAUCCCGACCUCAUUCAUGAUCCUGGAGGAGCAGCCGAUGGAGAUGCUGCUCGGCCUGGACAUGCUCCGCCGCUACCAGUGCACCAUUGAUCUCCACAAGAACGUGCUGCGCAUUGGCACUACCGGCACGGAGACGACCUUCCUCCAUGAGAAUGAGAUUCCGAAGUACAAGGAGGCGGCCGUCACCUCGGAGGACGCCGACAUUCAGCGCGCCAUUCAAAGCUCACUUCAGUCUUCAGUCAGCGGAGCUUCAACCUCGGCCAACUACGGCAGCAGCUCAGGGUCUCAGGGUAUGGAUGAUGAUGAUGUCCCAGAGUUUGAGUGCUAA